AUGAUGGAUUGGGUUCGCGGUGAGAAGUUAGGGCAGGGCAGCUUCGCCACAGUGAGCUUGGCGUUUUCCGGAGGCGGCAACUCUUCUCUGCCGCCGCUCAUGGCCGUCAAGUCCUGCGGAGCUUCUCUCUCUUCUUCACUCGCCAACGAAAAAUCAAUUCUCCAGAAGCUCAGCGGCUGCCCUGAGAUAAUACGCUGCUUCGGCGACUGCUUCUCUUUGGAGAGAGGCGAACGGCUCUACAAUGUCCUGCUCGAGUACGCGCCCGGCGGCUCCCUCGCCGACCGGGUCAAACAAUCCGGCGGCCUAGGGCUGCCGGAAUUCGAGGUCCGGAGGCACUCCAAGGCCCUUCUCCGUGGGCUCACCCACAUCCACAGCUCCGGAUAUGUCCACUGCGACAUCAAGCUCCAUAACGUGCUCAUUGGCGUCGACGGCGCCGCCCGGAUUGCCGACUUCGGCCUGGCGAGGCUCGCCGGCGGCGGCCCCAUAGGGUCCCAGAUGCGGGGGACGCCGAUGUACAUGUCGCCAGAGAUGGUGGCUGGCGGGGAACAGGAGCCGGCGGCGGAUGUCUGGGCGCUGGGGUGCGCGGUGGCAGAGAUGGCCGGUGGGGGCACGGCGUGGGAGGGGUGCUCCGACGCGGCGGCUCUGAUGAUGAGGAUUGGGGUGGGUGACCAGGUACCGAGGGUGCCCGAGGCUCUCUCCGACGAGGGGAGGGAUUUCCUUGCGAGGUGCUUUGUGAAGGACCCCAGGCGGAGGUGGACGGCCGAGAUGCUUAUGAACCACCCGUUCGUCGCUGUAGAAGAUGACCGGAAGAAGAGCAUGGCAGAGUCGGACUCUCCAAGGUGCAUAUUUGAAUUCGAUCACCCAAAGUUGGUUUCGGAAGGGCAUUUUGGGGAAGAUGAAUUGUGGUUUACGGAGGAGCCGUUGAGUAAGGUGGUGGCGCGGCUGGGGGAACUCGUCUGCGAACGGGCAUGCGAUUGGUCGGCGUCCGAUGGAUGGGUCACCGUCCGGUGA
This is a messenger RNA of Striga hermonthica, 1011 nucleotides long. Lineage: Eukaryota; Viridiplantae; Streptophyta; Magnoliopsida; Lamiales; Orobanchaceae. The record is from the annotation of a GenBank genome assembly.